This is a messenger RNA of Falco peregrinus (peregrine falcon), 4929 nucleotides long. RefSeq names its product cell cycle exit and neuronal differentiation 1 (gene CEND1). The coding region runs from base 309 to 710 and encodes 133 amino acids. The transcript has 2 exons. Gene Ontology annotation, biological process: cerebellar Purkinje cell differentiation; radial glia guided migration of cerebellar granule cell; cerebellar granular layer maturation. NCBI's taxonomy places the organism in Eukaryota, Metazoa, Chordata, Aves, Falconiformes, Falconidae. The record is from RefSeq and is a predicted model, not a curated record.
GCCUCCGCCGCGCACGCUGGCACCCGGUGGGUGAGGGGACAGAGCUGCCAGGGGUCCCUAGCUGUCACGGCCAGCUCAGCGUCCCUGCUUGGGGUGACAUAGCAAAACAGAGGCGCAGAUCCACCUGGCCAAGGUGCUGUAUCAUGUCCAGAUAGGACACUGCCAGUGUGACAAUCAUCCCAGGACAUCUGUUCUGAGGGGUUGAGCUCAGGUGGCUCCUCUGCUUUCUCCAGCAGCCAGGCACCAGAGAAGAGCUGGGAUAGCCCCGUGCACGUGGCAUCCGGUCACUACCCACAGCACUCAGAGGGAUGGAUUCCAAAGGCAAUGUCCGAAGUGGAAACAAACCCGACGCCAAGGCCCCCAGCUCUGGAAAGCCAGAAAAGCCCAACCCUGGGCCUGCCACGAAUGCAGACAAGAAGGAGAUCCCCAAAGAGCAGCCUGCUCCUGCCACUGCCACCUCUGCCACCAAGAAAGCGGGUGGUGAUGCCGCCGUUGUGAACAACCACAGCAGCCUGAAACCCAGCCCUGCCACCACGGAGACACAAGAGGCUACCAGCCAGUCCCCUGACUCUGACCACAAGGGAAGCAGCUCUGAGGAGUCACCAGGCAGCAUCUUCGACAACAUGAAGCCCUUGAUCAUCAUCGGAGGAGUGGCGGUGGCUGCACUCGCUGUGAUUGUGGGAGUGGCGUUCCUAGCCCGGAAAAAAUGAAGACCGAGACGGGGUGGGGAUGAGAAACCCAACCCAGCUGUACAGCUCCUUUUGAGACAAAUGCAUGCAGAAAAAUUCUAUACAUAUCUCUCUAUAUAUAUAUCUAGAGUGAGCUAGAUAGGUCAACAAACACCAACUGCAACUCCAAGAGUCUUGUUCAAGACAACUGUGCCAGUUUGACCCGGUGUGGGUAACUCCAUGCACUCAGUGUGUUCUUUCAUGUAAUAUAUCUUGGCUUAUACCACUGUGUAUAGAUUACAGCUUCUCCUGAUCAGUGUAAAUGACGGUGUCCCCUCCCCUCCCCUGCUGUCCUCCCUGGGAGACACCCCCACCUCUCUUGCAGUCCCCUGUUUUCAAGUCUGAAGUGUUUUACGUCCCAUCCAGAGUCCCUGCUUUGUGUUUUGGUUCGUUUGGUUUGUUUUUAAGUUGGGUUGUGGUAAAGAAGGGGAGGCAGAGCCUAGUGCUAAGGCCCAGUUUGCCUGUCACUGUGUUGGGCUGGUGUUCCAUGCCGGGGAAGCAAUGGGCAAUUGCAGGCAGAAGGCAGCUGCCUGAUCAAACAGCAAAGCGUGAUCCCUAAUAGGUGUCUUGUGUACCUGCUGCUCAUCAACCCACCUUUUAAAAACCCAACUCGAAAGUGCCCCAGAGAAAACAGGCUGGCUGCAGCUGGAGGCGGAGGCUGCAGCAUGGUGGAGCUGAGCAGCAACUUGGGACAUGGCAUCAAGUCAUUUCUUGGGCUGAGCUGCCAGGGGAGCGAGCAGCAGGGCUGUGCUCUGACCGACAGCACAGGCAGCAGUGCACGGAGAUACCUCGCGAAGUCCUGUGCUGACCUUGGGCAGGCAGCAGCUGCCACCUGCUUGGUUUCUUGCACGUUGGCAGGCAACCUGCGGGCUCUCGUGGCUUGCCGAGGUCAUAUGGGCAGCGUGUGGGGAUAGAGAGACUUUGUUUUGGAUCUAGUAUUUCCUAAAGUUAGGCUGGGCUUUGCAGGAUGCUAUGGCCUCAGCCCAAACUCCCUUGAGGUCAGCUGGACUCUCACUGUUCAUUUCUCUGGGCUUUGGAUCAGGCCUUUCACGUGAUUAUUUUUUUUUUCCCCACUGAAGACUAUGCUCUCUUGGUACAUGAGAAGGUAGAAAAAUGGGAGACAUGAGCUGGUUUUAGGGACAGAGAGCACAUGGACCCCAUGAGAAUAACACUGACCUGCUUUAUACCAGGGAAACCCUGUUCAAGGGCACUGGAAGCCCACCUGUCGUGGGGGAACUGCUUACCUCCUUCCUGUGGCAGUAGCAGGGAUUUGUGAUUCCUCCACGAUUGGGAAAUGGAAACAAAUUCCCAGCCCUCUGGAGCAGCCUGGUUUCAUGGGUGAGUACCUUGGCUCUAAAGCCAGACCUUGCAAGGGGGAGAAGGAAGGCAGGUGAUGAGAGAGGCUGUUUAGUGCAUCAGCUGAUGCCCUUCUGGUGGGCAGAACUUAUUCUGAAAGCUUCCAUUAGAUGACUCUUGACUGCUGUGCUACUGCAAAAAAAAGUCUUACAAGAAACACCUUACAUCUCAUUUUUAAAUUAGGUCAGAGAUUAGAUGAGGUCAGAACCACAGAGCCUUGAGCUCGGUGGCAGUUGCAGCCUGUGGGCAGGGUUUUAUAGUGAUAAGCAAGAGGUGGUGACAGUUCAGUUAGAGAGCCUAAGCCAUACACCUUUAAGUGAGCCUGGAUGUAUACAUUCAGUGGGUACAGGGCUAGAGAAAGGUGUAAGUUCCUCAGGGUCUGCCUCUGCAGUGUCUGCUUCUGGCAGGAUUACUGGAUAAGAUGGUAGAUGUGUACAACCCUAUCUGGCAAUUCUCUUGGCUCAUGUCUGUCUGUCUUACCUCAGAAUUUGGCCUGCUGAAUGCACAUGGCUUCCCCAAACAACAGUUUUUUUUGAUGCGGCCUGGCCAUGCCUAUGGUGGACUUUGUCAUCCUCUUUUCCCCUUUUUGUCAUUUGCUCAUGGAGUAUUCCCAAAGGUGCCCAGCCUCUGGGAGUGUCAGAUGCUGUCUUCUGAACAACAGCAUGCUGCAAAAAGCUGGAGUCUAAUGCCUACCUCUACCAGUAAAGAGCCAGGGCUGGGCAUGUUGGUUUUUUUGGAAUGAGUGCUACAGCCCCAGGUGAAAUCCUGCAGCUUAAAGCACUCUGCAUGUAUUGUGGAUGUGACUCCUUGCAGCAGUGUGUCACAGCCUGGAGAAUUUACCCGAUUUGAAGCAGAAGGGUCUGUGGCGGGGUAUUGCUAUAAUGCCACUUUCUCUAGAGAACUGAUUUCCCCUCACCCAGUUUUGCAGAUGGUCAAAGGUUAUUUUUAGGGGCGAGAGUGGAGGGCAAACAAUAGUGAAGGAAUAGGAAAGGUAUUUGGAAAGCAGAGAUGUGAGAGAACGUAGCUCAGCAGCAGUGCUAGCACAGCUCCCUGGCAGUGACUGUGGCAGGGCUUUGCAAGAGGACACAGUGAGGCUGCUGCAUCCACACGUGGGGUCUGGGAGUGCUGCAGAGCCCCUGGACCCUGGCAGUGCCCGAGGCAUGUCCUUUUGCCAGACUGGGGAGGGACCCCAUUGCAUACCAGCUCCCCCUGCUCCUGCUUGCACCCUGAACUGUGCAUUCUGGUUCCCCACAAGAGAAAUGUGAGUGCACAAGUCAGAAGCAAACCGCAGUAUGGUCCUGCCAGGAACCUGAUCUCCGUGACUGAGGGGCCUGUGCCUACUGGGUACCGAGUAAUGCAUCCAAAUUACAGGGCAUGGAUGUGGGGAUGGCUAUUCCUGGGCUCCUCUUCCCUCAGAUCUCUGAAGCACAAAGCUCUUGGCUGUAGGGAAAUUUUGCUUAGGUCACUCAUGAGGAAGGGAAACCAGUCGCUCCUGCUCUGAUUCAUGUUUUGCCAAAGCAAGUUGGUGACUUUCAGACAGUAACUUCCAUUUUCAAGUGGGAGCUCUGUCAACAAGAGACACCUCUACCUGUCCUGUCUGCUCUCUCCCUCUCCGACCUGGGCACAGAUUAUUUGUUUUAGCAGUGGGUGACGACAUUGCAGAGAGGGCAUCUAUCUAUUCUGUCCUGGCCAGCAUAUAGAUACAAGGGGAGGAAAGAGGAACACUUGCUUCAUUUGAGUCUCCUAUUUUGCAUUCUAAAGUGUUUUUAUUUCCCUGACUUAACCUUUGACAACUUCUAGAAGCGGGAAAAACCAGUUCUCAGCCAACAUGAGCCUUAACUAUUUCUGUCCACCUCCAACCCCCCUGCCCUUAGAGCACUCAGAUGCAAGGCCAAUUUCAUCCAGAAAUACACCACAGAGCUGGUGAUGGGACCGCAGCUCACCAGCUGGGUAUGUAACCCCACGUGAACCCUCCCCAGGCAGUGAACAUCGUGUGUCCCAUUCCUAAAGGGUUUUCCACUUACUGUCAUCACCUAGCGUUGCUGUCUGCUGUCCAGAUUCACUACCUGGAACCCACCUCUUUGGCAGUUCGGUUUGGAAAACACCUGUGUUUGUGUGUAUGUGUAUAUACACCGCCCUGCCUUGAAGAAUAUUCUGCAUAUGUAUGUAUACAUACAUGUAUGUUUAUAUGACUGCAGCUGGGGGUGGGGAGAACCAACCCAACCUGGGGAUGACCCUUCAUUUGUUCCCCUGCAUUCACACAAAGUGUCCGUGAUGUCUUUUUUGUGCCAUUUGCAUCAUGCCAUGCAGCACCUGAACUCCUUUUUUUGUCCUGGUUUCUUCUUAGUGCAAAGAAUGUAUGGCUAGUGAACUGCUGAAUGUACGAUGUGCCCAUUUGUGCUAGAAGCUCAAAAUUACUGUUUCCUUCCCUGGAUAGUAGUGUGGGCUACUCGCUUUAAAAUAAGGCACUUCUAGACUAUACUGAACUAACUAUACUGGACUGUGUUGUAGUGCUUUUCGAAGUGUGGGUCUAGUGUUGAUUUGAGUCGGGUAGAUCAAGCAUAGAUGUCAUACAAGCUCCUAAGCCGGGGCAACGCACUCCAGUCCUGACUUGCAAAUGACAUCCUCUUAGCAAACACUUCCUGUUCUGCCUUAAUGUGCCAGGCUGUGCAGUGGUUUCAUUUUGAGGAAGAAAAAAAAAAAAAUAAUCCAGCGAGAACUAGGCUGAGAAGAGCAAAUUCACCUCUCAGAAUUGAAGUGAGAUUGAAACCAAAUUUGUCAAAGCAGACGGCUUAAAUGACUGAACUCGCUGUGCUAAAUAAAUAGUUGUCUUUUCUCGUACUGA